GUCACCACUUUCAACUCUAUGUUCCGCCUCCCGCGCCUCACCCGCCCGCCGCUCCUCCGCACCACCGUCUUCCUCCGCCUCGCCUCUCCCCGCGCAACCUUCUCCACCGAACCCGCCAAUCCCCGCAUCAGCAGCGUUGCCACCGCCGCCGCCGCCGCCGUUUCUGAUGCGAUCGUUGGCCUCGUCGCCGCCGGCGGCAGGACGCUCGAGGCCGACCUCGAUCGCCUCGGCCCCGCCCUCUCCCACCCCCUCGUGUCGGCCACCCUCCGCGCGCUCACCGACCGCGGCGUCCCCGCGGCCGGCUUCUUCGACUGGGUCGCACUCCGCAGGGGCUUCUCCCCGAGCGCCCACGCCCACAACCUGCUCGUCGACAAUGCCGGCAGGCUCGCCGAUUAUCAGGCCAUGUCCCGCGCCCUGGCGAGCAUGUCGGCGCGGCGGAUUCCCCUGAUUGAACGGGCGUUCGCCUUCUUGAACUCGUCCCGGGGCAACGCGAGGGAUACGGCGAUAGCGAUUCUAAGGACGCUGGAUGAAGUUGGGGGCCCUUGCCGCGCGUCCGGCGUGUUCUCGCUCGUCAAGGCGCUAGCUUCGAUAGGCGAGUUUGACGCGGCGAUGUUUGUGAUCCAGGAGACGGCCAAGGAGGUACGCUACUACAACGCCCUCAUGGCCGUCAAGUGCAAAGCUGGUGACUUCCAUGGCGCCCGCGAGGUGUUCGACGGAAUGAGGAGGUCGGGAUUUGACCCGAAUGCCAACUCCUGGAAUUAUCUGCUCGGGUGCCUGCUGAAGAAUGGUAGGUUUGCUGAAGGUUGUGAGCUUGUUGAGACCAUGGAGAGGUCUGGACCUGACGACAUCCCGAACUCACUUACCUAUGAGAUUCUUGCAUACCAUGCCUGCAAAGCGGGGAGAAUGGAUUCAGCCACGCAGAUUGUUGAUCAGAUGUUCUUGGAGAAACUGACGCCAAGGAUUACAAUUCACACAGCCUUCAUCAAGGGGUUCUUAUGCACUGGCAGGAUAGAAGAUGCUUGCAGGUAUGUGAGUGCUAUGAGUACCAGGGACAGGCACUCCGUAAACAGGAACUACAGCCUGCUUGCCAGGCUACUAUGUAAGACAGGGAGGAUUGUUGAUGCAGGAAGAAUACUGUAUGAAUUGAUGGAGAAGAAGGGUCUCUUGCCCGACCAUUCUGCCUACAUUAGAGUGAUCAAAGAUUUGUACAAGGUUGGCAAGGGAGAUCUGGCUACUGAAUUGAAGUUGAUUUUUCAUAAGCUCAGUGCACAUGCAGGAUCAGCACAAUGAAAUUGUUUCGAAAAGCCUUUAAGUUGAGCAAGAUAUCCUCUCUCUGUGAUGUGGUUGUCAAGAGGACUUGAUGUAAAUCAGAGUCACCUGGCUGUUACAGAGGACAGCAGACAUGAGCAUGAUCAGGAAGAAAUGGUGCAAUAUUGUCAUGUAGAGAGAGGACCAUGUGGUUUCUCCUACCGAAGAUAGAUAGAAUGUGGUACUUCUAUAUGCAUUCUUUGAUGGGCACAUCACAUGAAAUUUGCAAAUUAUUUGAUAGAUAAAUUGCUUCUUGUGCCAUUACCUUCAGUAAUCACUAAUCAGUAGUAAUAUCAGUUAUUACUGGUCUGUAUCUUCGGUUUCAGUAGUUUUUUUGUGCUGAAGAUGGGCAAUAUGCCAAUAUCUUGUAUCUGUAUCUGCAAAUUGUUUGAUAGACUGAAGUACUUGUCUGCAAUGCACAACUGAAUAUGAGUAUAAUUCGGUAACCUUUUUGAGAGGUAUAGAAUACAAUCACAUUACUGGA
This is a messenger RNA of Oryza brachyantha (malo sina), 1792 nucleotides long. Its product is annotated as pentatricopeptide repeat-containing protein At3g62470, mitochondrial-like. The record is from RefSeq and is a predicted model, not a curated record. The transcript has a single exon. Bases 19 to 1290 code for a protein of 423 amino acids. Gene Ontology annotation, molecular function: protein binding. NCBI's taxonomy places the organism in Eukaryota, Viridiplantae, Streptophyta, Magnoliopsida, Poales, Poaceae.